This is a messenger RNA of Ostreococcus lucimarinus CCE9901, 3115 nucleotides long. RefSeq lists its product with no specific name. The transcript has a single exon. NCBI's taxonomy places the organism in Eukaryota, Viridiplantae, Chlorophyta, Mamiellophyceae, Mamiellales, Bathycoccaceae. The record is from RefSeq and is a predicted model, not a curated record. Gene Ontology annotation, cellular component: eukaryotic translation initiation factor 2B complex. Bases 79 to 3096 code for a protein of 1005 amino acids. Gene Ontology annotation, molecular function: guanyl-nucleotide exchange factor activity; translation initiation factor activity; translation initiation factor binding.
GACGCGCGCGCGACGAGCGACGCGCCGCGCGACGAGCGACGACGCGCCGGUCGAGCGUCGAGCUCGACGCGCGCCCGGAUGAGCGACAGCGAGAGCGAUUACAGCGACGACGACGCGCACAUCGGCGGCGGCGAUCGGGAUGCGGAGGAAACGUACGACGGCGCGGGAGGCGAGGCGACGCUGAACGUGGACGUCGGAUCGUCGCUCACGAGCGCGGAUUGGGCGGACAUCGAUAACUCGGACCUCGUGGCCAAGGUGCGCGGGAGCGCGGGGUUUCGAAUCAUGCGAGAGAUUCAGCCGUGGGACGGGGCGCUGGACGCGCCGCCGGAUUUGAUGAAACGACACGUGUUUGAAUACUUUUACACGCAGCGCAAGGACAGUGACUUUUAUAAAAAGUUGGCCAAGGAUUGCUUCCCGAGCGAGUACGAAAGAGCGGGGGCGGAUAAAUCGGAGAAGAAGCGGUUGGCGAACCUCUGGGCGGGGGCGGUUUUGGACGAGUUGAAGGCGAUGCGAGACGGGGCGAAGCACACCUUGCGAUGGAUCAACGCCAUCAAGGAAGCGCAGGCGGGUGAUUUGUUAUUUUUAAAGCGUGAGGCUCUGACUCACGGGCCCGGGAGCGUGCAGGAGAUUGCCAGUCAAAUUGUUUGGGACAACGUGAGUAAUCGCAUCAAGGAUCAAACCUUUGCGGCGAUGCACGCGUGGACGAACAAAUCGGGUGCUCAAUCCGGUGGCGUCGCGCGCAUGUACAAGCAUCAGCACGAACUCAUCGAUCAACUGGACAAGCACUAUGCCGCCAUCGGGAAAAUGCAAGAGGCGAAGAAGCCGUUACCCAAGCCGUUGCACGUCAUCUUAUCGACGCCGACGGGGUCGGGCAAGACGUUCACCGCCAUUCUCGUUCACCUGCGUCUUUUGAAGGUCAAGUACCCGGACGCUAUCUUGCUCUACUCAGUGCCGACGAAACAAGUUUUGAAGCGCGUUGGACAAGAGUGUGAAGCGCACGCGGUGCCGUACUGGACGGCGGCGCGCGACAACACGGGCGAUGGAACGCUUCACCAAGUGCGUCGUCCGUAUUCCAUUCGUGAUAAGGCUCGAAACAAGAAAGCACUUCGUGCGGCGCGUGCUAUCGGUGAAAAGGUCAGCGCUGGUUCCGGUACGAUUCAACAACAGCUCGAAUACGCCGCAGAUGUGGGUUACAAGCUCAAGGAUCACGGCGCUGGUAAACCGGAUAUCAUCAUCGCGGAUCUCAAUACCACGGCGGCGUUGCUCAAAGCCUGCAAGGAAGAAAGCUCCAGCUCGUUCUACCACGAGUCUAAGAUUCUUUUGUACUUUGACGAGCCGAAUAUGGGUAUUCACCUCGAUCCGAAUGUUUUGGGUGUGGUUUCGUCUAUCCAGGCCAACAUGCCGCUCACCGCCGUACUUGCUUCGGCGACCCUAGGCGCGUGGGAAGGUUUGGAGCCUUGGUGGCGCGGCCCGACCGAUGCGAACCAAAUUACUAUUAGUUUGGAGCCGUACGAGUUGCCAAUGGCGAAGCUCGCCGUUUUCAACGAAGGCACGAGCGAGUUUUCUCCCAUGAGUCCGCUCAACUUGAUUGAAAAUUAUGCCGAAUACCAACGAGUGAUGGAGGAUUACCGUUUGCCCACGCUUCUGUUGCGUCACUUGACAGCUCGACAUGGUAAUGAUUUAUUGCAGAUUCAACCGCCCGGUGGACCUUGGGAUAAGGUGCAGGGUGACGUGAAAUCGUUGCGUUUGGCAAUCGAACCGACGUUUACGAGCCUGUCGCAAAAAGAAUUUGAACGACUGCAAGGUCGAUGGAAGAUGGGCGAGGACGCUCCUACCAAGGUCGAUGGCAUCCGUGGUGCACUCUCAAAAGAGGGCGUCACUAUGGUCGGUUGCUUGGAUCCGCGCAAGGUGGCGUUCGAGCUCGCCGGCUUUGCUGACCAGGAGGCUUGGAUCCAAGACGUUCAUAAAUUGAACAACAAGCUCAAGGAAGCGGAAAGAAUGGUAAAAGAGAACGCCAAGGCUGAAAAACGCAAAAAGAAGGAUGACGAAGACGAGGCUAAGGAUGGUGGCGACGAAGGCGGCGUCGGAGUCGUGACUCUUCGACCGAUGUUAAAGAUUAGUCUCGCCGAAGCUCUCGAGGCUGACAUCAACACCUUGGUCAUGCUUUCUAAGGGUAUCGCUUAUGCGUGCGGGUCAGGCACAGAGCCUAUGGUGAAACGUCUUUAUAACCAAGCGUUGCUCACCGUUCCCGAUUCUCUUCGAGGACGAUCUCCGCCGCUCAACGUGCUGGUUGUCGACUACUCGUCCAUUUACGGAACGGAUUGUCCCGCGGUUGAUACUUUGUUGUUGCAAGAGGAUUUGGGUCGACUCUUAGCUUGGGAAGAUCUUCAGCAGUUCCUUGGUCGUCUUCGACGCGAUGGAACAGCCGUUUUCUACUCCAAGAAAACUCUUCGCCGGGCCGCUCUCGGCGCCGCGGUCGAAGAGGAAGAGACGACGGCGCUUAUUGAAUUCCAAAAGCUUGUUGAAAACUCUGUGCUGGAUCUCGAAAAGGCUCAAAAACGCGACACCGACAGCGUCACCGCCCUCGUGACCAAGCUCUCUGCGUCUUCUGGUCGCAGUGCGGGAGAAGUCGCUUCGUACGUGUUGGCGUCUGUUAUAUCGUUUGCGCUAUCUGCUCCGUCUCAUCUCGAUGGUGCGGGCGUGUACCCGGCGACCAUCCCGGAGAGCGACAAAGAGCUCUUAGCCGCGAUCACAAAGCGCGUGGAGGGUUACUCGGACGCAUUGGAAAAUGUGUUGAAAAAGAUGUCGGAGCAAGUUCGUGCCGUGAGCGCGAUCGAAGCCCUCUCGCUCUCUGCGAACCCGUUCGCCAGCCGUACCGGCGGCGCUCGCGUGCUCGGCAUUGCUGCGCAAGUGUUGAAAAUGCUGUACGAUGCUGAUAUCCUCUCCGAAGAAGCACUCUUUGCUUGGGCUAAUGCGAAGCGCAAAGAACUUCUCGCUGAGUCAGACGGUGACGCUCGCUUCUUUGGCAAAGCAAAGCCAUUCAUUCAGUGGUUAUCCGAAGCAAGCGAUGAAGACAGCGAUGAAGAAGAAGAAUAGGUCACACACACAUCACAUU